Molecule: messenger RNA, 1926 nt
Organism: Triticum dicoccoides
Lineage: Eukaryota; Viridiplantae; Streptophyta; Magnoliopsida; Poales; Poaceae
Product: protein ROOT INITIATION DEFECTIVE 3-like
Exons: 10
Coding region: 101-1603 (500 amino acids)
Biological process (GO): DNA-templated DNA replication; rRNA processing
Cellular component (GO): rixosome complex; nuclear pre-replicative complex
Molecular function (GO): protein binding
Source: RefSeq, a predicted model, not a curated record
GGGAUGUGCGACAAGUCCAUUUGCCUUUCAAAUUUCAGAACGACGGCGUCCGCUUUUCAGCUUAGGAAACCCUAAACCCUAGCCCCCUCUCCCCACUCCCAUGGCGCCGCCGUCGCAACUGGUGCUCGCGGCCUCCUCCACCGACGCCGGCGUGGCCGCGUGGGACCUCCGCACGGGGUCCGAGGCCAUCCGCCACCGCCCCUGCGCCUCCCGGCCACGUGCCGUCGCUGCCGUCGCCGGCCGCUUCCUCGCCGCCGCCCAAAUCGCCGCCGGCAACUCCGCCCCCAUCCACUACUACCACUGGGACAAGCCUCAGGUGGCUGUGAAGAGCUUCCCCGCCGAGCCAAUCCGCGCGCUCAUUGCUGACCCGGAGGGGAACUAUCUCAUCGGCGGCGGUGUGUCCGGUGACAUAUUCUUUUGGGAGGUGGCUAGUGGAGAGCUGCUUGUCCGAUGGCAUGCUCACUAUCGUGAUGUUAGGUGCCUUGCCCUCUAUGACAUGUUGCUUGUCUCAGCGUCCGAGGAUGGGAGCAUCAAAAUUUGGGAUCUUCUCACGAUGCUUGAUGAGCAAUCAAGGUUUGAGGCAAAGACGCCAUACCUAUACAACUUCAAUCAGCACACACUUCCUGUAACUGAUAUUGCUUGUUUUCAUGGAGCAAUUGCUGUGUCAUCUUCAGAGGACCGCACAUGUAAAAUAUGGAGUCUAUCAGAGGGCAGGAUGCUGAGAAGUAUUUCAUUUCCUGCUAUCAUUGAUUCUGUUGAAAUAGACCCAAGAAGUCAUAUUUUCUAUGCUGGUGGUAGAGAUGGAAAGAUAUAUGUUACUGCUAUGGGUGUUGAUGCCUCCUCUCAGGGCCGUGAUGAUUCGUCUAUUCUCGGUAUUCUGGAUGACCACAGGAGGACUGUCGCUGCGCCACGGGCUGCACAUCCUUCCUGUUGCUGCUGCCCAUGUUUUAGUCUGCUGGUGCACUUCUGGCUAGAAGCUGGGAAAAGUGAGGCGAUAAGCUGCUUGGUCCAUGAACUUGGAAGUUGUAAACAAAAAUGUUUGAAUGGUCUCUUGAUCAAGGAGAGUAUGAUCUGUUUACUGGUACCAGAUUUGGUGUUGCUGUGCUACGCUCGGCUGCCUGGGAGCAAUAAAGAAAUCAAGGCGGUAACGAGCUUAACAUCAAGUACAGAUGGCCUUCUACUAGUCUCUGGUUCGGAGGAUGGUAAUGUUCGGGUUUGGGAUACCAGAAGUCAGCAAGUAACCCGAAAAUUCAAACACUCCCAAGGUCCAGUAACUAAUGUUCUCAUAGUAACACCCAAAAGAUUAAACCUGCCACCUUUACAACCAUUGCGGAAAGUGUGUGCAGCAAGUGGCGAAGUUGUACCACGAGCUGUAAUUCUGCCCAACCCUGAAAAUGAUGUUCAUAUUGCUGGAAAUCUCAGCUCUAACCUUCUAGAGCAGCUCUUGGAUGCACAACAGCAGCACGGCAGCUCUAGGUUAUUUGAUUCUGGGGUGAGCACUCUCAAUGGCGUACCAAACCAACAGGGGGCAGAAUGGAGAAGUAAAUACCUAGAGUUGCAGGAUCUUUUUGUGCAUGAGGUUCUUGGUGAUAUGCCAUCUUAAUGGACAUAUGAUACCACAAGACUGGAUAUUAUGGGCUACUGUCAGUUAGGAGGUUUGUGGUGAAGAACUGUUCAACACAUGAUUUGGUGUUCAACUAGCAAACCUGGGAAAUCCAUGGAUGCCAAAGAUGACUUCCUUAUAACAAGGAAACUCCUUACCUUUCAUUGCGUCCACAUGUCAAUUGACAUGUGGCAGAGCCAUAUCAGAAAUAGUAGGAAAAACUAUAAACGGAGCAAAGAUGGGACAUCUUAAACUGUAAUUCGACUGUGUAAACAGAAAUGAAGAAAUUUUCGCUUAUUGUGGGGUACUGCUUUAGUAGGCUA